GUGUAUUUUAUUAAUAUCCUAACUCUCCUAGUACCAGUAUUAAUCGCCAUAGCAUUCCUCACCCUAGUGGAACGGAAAAUCUUAGGCUACAUACAACUACGAAAAGGACCAAACAUUGUAGGACCAUACGGCAUCCUACAACCAUUCGCAGACGCAAUAAAACUAUUCAUCAAAGAACCCCUGCGACCUUUAGCUACCUCUACUACCCUAUUUAUCAUUGCCCCCACCCUUUCCCUUAGUCUAGCCCUAAGUCUAUGAAUUCCACUCCCCAUACCACACCCCCUAGUAAACCUAAACCUAGGAGUCCUAUUUAUCCUAGCCACAUCAAGCCUAUCAGUGUACUCAAUCCUGUGAUCAGGAUGAGCAUCCAACUCUAAAUACUCCAUAUUCGGAGCCCUACGAGCAGUAGCACAAACAAUUUCAUACGAAGUAACAAUAGCAAUCAUUCUCUUAUCCGUACUUUUAAUAAACGGCUCUUUCUCUAUCCAAACCCUUAUCUAUACCCAAGAACCAAUAUGACUUCUAAUCCCAGCCUGACCACUAGCCAUGAUAUGAUUUAUCUCAACUCUAGCAGAGACAAACCGAGCCCCCUUUGACCUAACAGAAGGAGAAUCAGAGCUAGUCUCAGGAUUCAACGUCGAAUACGCCGCCGGACCAUUCGCACUAUUCUUCAUAGCCGAAUACAUAAACAUUAUUCUCAUAAAUGCUUUAUCAACAAUCGUAUUUUUAGGCCCAUUCCACGACCUAUACGACCCCGAACUCUACACCACAAACUUCAUAUUAAAAACCCUACUCUUAACUACCCUGUUCCUAUGAGUCCGAGCCUCCUACCCACGAUUCCGAUACGACCAACUAAUACACCUCCUAUGAAAAAAUUUCCUUCCUCUAACAUUAGCCUUCUGCAUAUGACACAUCUCAAUCCCAAUCUUCAUAGCAAGUAUUCCACCCUACACCU
Molecule: messenger RNA, 955 nt
Organism: Myodes glareolus (Bank vole)
Lineage: Eukaryota; Metazoa; Chordata; Mammalia; Rodentia; Cricetidae
Source: the annotation of a RefSeq genome assembly